Molecule: messenger RNA, 2291 nt
Organism: Cladocopium goreaui
Lineage: Eukaryota; Dinophyceae; Suessiales; Symbiodiniaceae
Source: the annotation of a GenBank genome assembly
GAGGUCCGACACUUGCAGGAGUCAGUGAAGUUUCUGCAAGCUACAGAUGAGAUGUCCAACACCGUGGGGAAGUUGCAGUACCGCCUCUUGCUGAGCCAGUGGGAAAAGGGCAACCUGCAACGUCAGCUCCAAGCUGCUGUUGCCGAUCUGAGGGAAGCACGUCGUGAUGUCCUCGACAAUGAAGAGCAGGUGGAACAAGAACGGCAGCAGCAUGACGAAACUGAGGAACAGCUUCAACAGCAGCUUUUGCUGUUAAAAGCCAAAACUGUGAAGCUCCAAGAUGAAACUUCUGCGUCCAUGCCCAUCGACAAGGCACGGCAGCUCACAUCCAGACUCGAAGAGAUUUCCAGUCGAAAGAUGGAAUUGGAGGAGCGGCUUUCCAAAGUAAGACUGGAACUGCUCCGGAACCAGGCCGAGACGGAUGAGUGUCGCUUGAAGGCUCAGCAAGCGCAAGAGCUCAUGAAGGAAUUGAAGGCCUUGGAACAAUCCGAUGAUGAGGGAAAUCCGCAGCGGCGCUUGCUGGAAAUGGCCAAGAAGUUAGCGGAUUCCAAGCUGAAGGAGUUGCAACACAAGAGGAGCUUGGAAAUUGCUCAGGAGCAACAUCAGCACUUGGAGAAGGCUCGGAAGGCAGAUGAGAAAGAGAUCCAGAAUCUGCAACGUGAAGUGGCGCAAGCAGAGUCCAAAUUGGCCAAUCAGGAGUUUCAAUGGCGAGCCAAAGUCCUCGAAGCCCAAGGUGCUGGGCCAGUGGUACGCAGUAGCGUGCGAAGGGCCAGUCAGGGAACGAUCGAGACCCUGGAACAGAUGCAAGCGAAGGUCGUUGAGCGAGAUGCCAGGAUUUCGGUGUUGGAAGCGGAUCUCGAAAAAUCCAAGGGCGACAAGGAGAAUGCAGUGGCAGAAGAACGGAUGAAGGUUCGCAAGUUGGAGAUUGAGCUGAACCUCCUGAGCGACGGUGACACCAUGAAGCUGCGGCAACAGCUGCGUGCAGAGCAUGAUGCGGAGGUUCAACAGAUCUCCUUGGCGGCCGAGGCAUCCGUGCAGACCUUACAGGAACUAUUGGACCAGACUGAGGAACGUUUGCGUUUGCAACAGCUCGAGAUGGCGCAACUGCACGAGAAACAGGUGGAGGCUCAAAACAAGCACUCCGAGGAGACAAGACAACUGGGGGACGAAAUCGAACGGCUUCGCAAAGACCUUGUGGAGGCGAAACAUCAGCACGGCCACGACGCAGAUGUGGCGGCUCGUCUUGCACCGUUGCCACCGGAUGAGAGUGCACGUUUGGCCGAGUCCCUGGGUUCCGAGGGAUUGGAGAACUUCGGUUUUGGCGUGGAGAGUCGUUUGCGGCAGCAUCAGGACCAGGUCUUAAGCCUCUAUCACAGGUUGGAGCAGCAGCAGGAAGAGUUCAACAGCUUGUUGGACCAACAGCAUCAGGAGGCCAAGCAACGAGAAGAGCAGUUGAGAGAACAUCAGCUGAAGAUGCAAGAGGAGUUUCAGGCGCGCGAGCAGCGUUUGUUGGAUUCACACCAAGAGCAACGGCAGCAACGAGAUAUGGAGCUCCAACGCAUUCAACAGGAGCUCGCAGCGUUACGCAGCGGUGCGAGCGCUGCGAGCGCCUCGCAACAGCUCCAGGAGCAGGUUGCAGAACGGCACGCAAGCCUGGCCCUCAAGCACAACGAGCAACUGGAAGAACAGCGAUUGUCCGCUGAGCAAUGGCAGCAACACGCGCAGCAACUGGAACGGAAGAAGGAGGACUUGGAGCAAGAGUUACGUGGCGAGCAAGAGAAGCACAAGGAGUCGCACCUUCGCAAGCAACAAGCAAAGCUGCGAAGGCAGCUGGCCCAAAAGGAGGAACAGCUCAGCAGUAUGAAGAAAGCCGUGGAGGAUCUGAAGGACCGUGUGGUUCAGCUCAGCAUCCGCAACGAGCGCGAAGAACUGGAGUCCGGCAAUGCUCGCCGUGCUGAAACGGAAGUGCGGAAGCGCAUCAGUGGACAAGAAGAGAAGAUGCAGCACUUGAAGGAAAAGGUCACCCGUCUGUCAAAGGAACUGCAGGAGGCAAAGCAGCUGCAGAACCAGGAUGCCUAUCGUACGGCGGAGAUGGAUGUGCGCGAGGCAGAUCUGGAGAAGCUCUUGCAGGAAAGUGCGAAGGAGUUGGAGAUGAAAUCCAGUGAGACCAAACGCCUCGAGGCGGAGCUGCAGCGUCAGCAGCGCCGCUGCGCCGAGGCGGAGGCGGCGCUGAAGGCGGAGCGGGGCGUCUUGGAGGGUGAAGCUCGACUAGUGAAGCAGCAGGGCGAGGA